UCUUAGUUGAUUCGAAAUAUUAAUAAAAGGUGUUUUUUGCUCUCUAUUAGAUAUCAUUAAUCUAAGAUUAAAACGACCGAAAAAAAAAAUCCAAAAUAUUUUGAAAAUAUGCGACAUGACCGUUCAUUUAAGUGCAAAUGACAGACAAGAUUCUCUAAAACGAUCAACUGCAAUUUGUUUUCAAGUAUAUAAUCAAUACCGCGAUAUAUCCAAGGCUUAUGUGUGCGACUACUAUGUAAAGAAUCAUUGGAUGAAACUUCCAGGGAGUUGGAAGGAAUAUUUAGAAGGAAGAACAGUAGAUGAAAUCGCGAGUCUACUGGAUACAUCAGCUUCAACCAAUCACUCCGGAUGUCCUUUAUCAAUUUUAUGUUUAAAACAAAUUAUAAGGUCCUACACAGUUCCAAGGCAAAAAGUUGAGAAUGGGGAGAAAUUCUUUAGUAAGGAAUUCAGAAAAUAUCUUUGGAAGAAUGUCAAGUUAAAGAAGAGACAUGAAAUUUGUUCCAUGUCCUCAAGUUGCAACCAAAAUGCUUUAAAAACAGAUUGUUUUUAUAUUGUUGAUGUUGGUGCUGGAUUGGGGCACCUAAGUCGAUUGCUUGCUUAUGGUUUUGGUUUCAAAGUUUGCACUUUUGAAGCAAACUCCACAUUAACUGACACAGCACAAAAAUUUGACAAACAGUUUGAGGCAAUGUUAAAACUGAAACAAAUCCCUCAUGAAAAAAGUCAUGACAUUGUUCAUAUAAGCAAAAGAAUCGAAAAUGAUAUGUCUAUAACAGAAUUCAUUUCAUUAGUUAAGAAAGCAUUUGCAACUAAUUGCCCAAGAUUUAAAUUUGGAAUUGUUGGACUUCAUCCUUGUGGAAACUUGGCUUCAACACUUCUUAGGCUGUACAGGGAAAGUGCUAAUAUUGUUUUCCUUAAUAUAGUUGGCUGUUGUUAUAUGAAAUUAUCCCUUGCUCCAGACACAUUUAGGGGAUUUCCACUUAGUACUUUCUGCAGAAUGAAGGACAUUAAUUUGGAUUAUACAAGUUGUGAAACAGCAUGCCAUGCAAUUGAAAAUUAUAUAGAAAAAAUCCGACAAGGUGAUCAAAGCCUCAGAGUCCAUUCAUUUAGAGCAGCCCUGGAAGUGCUUAUGGUGAAAACCGAUCUGAAAUUAGCCCACUCGCAAACAGCAAACGUGAAAUACCACAAAGACAUGUGUUUUGAUGAAUACUGCAAGAAAGGUCUAAGAGAUGUUUAUCAAAAAAUCAACAAGGGAGAUAUCGAGUCUUACCAAAGCAUUGUUAAUGAUACCUGGACCAAAGUUGUAAUAUUUUAUUCUAUUAAAAUUCUAAUAGCACCGUUGAUUGAAUCAAUAAUUUUAUAUGACCGACUAUUAUAUGUUUUGGAAUCGAAAAGCGAUUGUGAUAUUGUACCUGCUUUCGAUUGUAAAAUAUCCCCUAGAAAUCAUAUAUUAUAUGCAACAAAGUUGCCAAUAAAUUAACGUUAAAACACAGUUAUUACUUGUCCACUUUGUCCACCCUGUAUAUAUAAUAACAGAUUUUUAAACGCACUUUUGCCUUUCCGUUUUUUUUUUUUGAUAUUUUGAACAGAUUGUGAGAUACGUUAUCCCAGA
Messenger RNA from Cylas formicarius (sweet potato weevil), 1609 nucleotides. Its product is annotated as methyltransferase-like protein 25B. The transcript has a single exon. The record is from RefSeq and is a predicted model, not a curated record. NCBI's taxonomy places the organism in Eukaryota, Metazoa, Arthropoda, Insecta, Coleoptera, Brentidae. Bases 116 to 1477 code for a protein of 453 amino acids.